GGGCACGAGCUUCGUCAUCCAGCAUUGGGUACGAAUGCGCGUGCGACUGAGCCACCGCAACAGUAACGUCCCUGCACCACAUCCACUAUGUCGCACGACCAAAAUGGAGCAUCUGCACCAAACGCAGAAGCUGAUUUCGCCGAGGCAAUGAAGGAGCUUGCUCGAGGCGAACGAACCGCAUCUGCACUGGAGAGCCAUCUGGACUCGCUGGAGAAGAAGAUUGAAGAGCUUCUGGCGCAGGCUGAGAAAGCUGAGAAGGACAUGCAGACCGGUGCCUCGACGAGCGAGAAGCCUUCUUCCCAGGGUCAACCUGAGAGCUCAUAAAGCAGUGUCCACUGCUCGAAGCUAGCAGCAUAGAUAAGAGGCAGACAAACAAGAGCUAUUCUCUGCCAAGCAGUGCGCCUCAACAAGCUACACAGCUCCCGGCCUAGGCAGUCCAGCGAGCCCAACGUAACGAUACCCACGAGUUCGAUGAUCACAAUGAUCAGGUGCAUGUAAGCGGACGGAUAAUGGAGGGAAAUGGUUAGGAGCUUGACACUGUCGUUUCAGAACAACAGUGCACUUUGUCUAUAUUGGGUAUCUAUAUACUCGCAUCUCCACAAAUCCAUCUACAAGCCUCCAAUCGUCGAGGGCUUCACCUCUGAACCCUUGGCCUGGAAAGCCUCCUCCAAAUGGAAAAUGCCUUCGCUGUCCUUCUCGAAUACGCCCACCUCGGUGAUGAUACCAUCAAUGAGCUCGGCAGGGGUAACAUCGAA
Molecule: messenger RNA, 755 nt
Organism: Macroventuria anomochaeta
Lineage: Eukaryota; Fungi; Ascomycota; Dothideomycetes; Pleosporales; Didymellaceae
Exons: 2
Coding region: 88-324 (78 amino acids)
Source: RefSeq, a predicted model, not a curated record